AUGAACCUGGCAACGAUGAGUAAUAUGAGUUGCCUGCGGCUUCAUUACACUGGCGUUUCUUCAAAGUAUCCACCCAGAAGAAUUCUUGCUCUUGGUACUUACAAGAAGCAUACAGAGAUGCCCAUUAAGUCUUCCAGUGAGAUUGGGGCCAGAAACAAUCUUAAGCUUGCUGCACUUGUCAGUUCUGUAACAGCGGGAAAUUUGGUUGCUGGGCAAGCAGCAAAUGCUUCGAGUAAUGGAAAUAUCAGUGAAGAACUUACUUCUCUUUAUACUUUAGCUGAUGGGGGCAUUGGAGAUUGGUUUGGAAGCCUUUUAUAUUCAGCUGGCCAGCAGGCGAAUGAAGCUGUUUUAAACCAAUUGUCUGCCCUUAGUUUCACAAGUUUGGCUGUUAUCUUUGGUGCUGGACUGGUAACUAGCCUCUCGCCAUGUACUCUCAGUGUCUUGCCACUCACCCUCGGUUACAUUGGGGCAUAUGGCUCGGGAAGAAGCAGAGCAGAGGUGGUUGGAGAUUCACUUGCAUUUGCACUAGGAUUGGCGACUACGUUGGCAUUGCUUGGAGUAGCUGCCUCGUUUGCUGGGAAGGCUUAUGGUCAGAUAGGUCAGGGCCUGCCGGUGGCUGCUUCUUGUCUAGCAAUUGUGAUGGGUUCUAAUCUCUUAGAGAUCAUUGAGAUUCAGCUUCCCUCAUUUUUCGACAAUUUUGAUCCCCGAACAGCGGCAGCUAAGUUUCCUUCAAGUGUUCAAGCAUACUUGGCUGGGCUUACAUUUGCUUUAGCAGCAUCACCUUGUAGUACUCCGGUCUUGGCUACCUUGCUCGGAUAUGUUGCUGCUUCCAGGGACCCAGUGGUAGGGGCCAGCUUACUGUUGAGUUACACCACGGGCUACGUUACUCCUCUGCUUCUUGCUGCCUCCUUUGCUGGAGCAUUGCAGAGCCUUCUCUCCUUCCACAAGUUUUCAGCAUGGAUUAACCCGAUGAGUGGUGCUCUACUAUUAGGCGGAGGUGUCUACACCUUGUUAGACAGGCUUUUCCCCACUACUACAAUGGCAAUGUAG
Oldenlandia corymbosa var. corymbosa is the source of this 1050-nucleotide messenger RNA. NCBI's taxonomy places the organism in Eukaryota, Viridiplantae, Streptophyta, Magnoliopsida, Gentianales, Rubiaceae. The record is from the annotation of a GenBank genome assembly.